This is a messenger RNA of Torulaspora delbrueckii, 2031 nucleotides long. It is a transcript of the gene SPT21, whose product is annotated as Spt21p. Gene Ontology annotation, biological process: rDNA heterochromatin formation; regulation of transcription by RNA polymerase II; silent mating-type cassette heterochromatin formation. The transcript has a single exon. The record is from RefSeq and is a predicted model, not a curated record. The coding region runs from base 1 to 2031 and encodes 676 amino acids. Lineage: Eukaryota; Fungi; Ascomycota; Saccharomycetes; Saccharomycetales; Saccharomycetaceae.
AUGACAGACGUCUCGAAGAUGGCUUUGAAAAUUCUCUACACUCUGGACAACGGAUCGAGUGGUACUUAUCUAGCACGAUCUAAAAGACCUCAGGCAGUGACUGUGAUUACGAUACCGAACCCUACUUCCCCAGGUGAAGGGGAUCAGGCAAACUUCAGAAUAGGUGCAGUGGAGCUGUCGCCAGUCCUUCAGGAAAUAUACAUGAACUCACCCGAGCUUCUAAGUCACAAUGGGUCGAAAAGCGGCCAUGACUACAACUUAUACUACAAAGAUAUAUGCGAACUCGAUGAACCAUUGGUCAGUCUCGGAUUACUCUCUCAAAUACGGCACAAGCUGCGAAAAGAGAACGGGGAAGAUAUCGUGCAGGUAGAUGAGCAUGAUGAUGAUGAGACCUUUAUUGUGACCGGAAGAAUAUGCUCAAAUUCUGCUGCAUUGCUGAAGAGGUCGUACAGCAAUUCAUGUAGUAUCGACGCAGAGGAACGUACAUCUAGUGAGACUUUGGAAGUCAAGCUGAGAUUUAUACGUGUCGUAACCGAGAAGACCUCUAGACGUCCAAGUAAUACGGUGUCGAGAAUGCCACGAACUCCGCUGGCAGUCCAAACGCAACAACAACAUGUCAUGAGUAAGCCAACCGCACGUCCUCAGAAGUUAAUACGACCAGUAAAGGGCACCGUAGUCAAACGACAGAUGAAUCAGACUCCGGCACCAAAGGCGGAGAGAACACAGUCAUUACCAAUAUGGAAUCCCAAACAACAAAUGUCCAACAAUACUGCAUUUCCCGCAAAUUCAAUUGCUCAUAAAAUCUACCUUGCUGAUAGGAAAACUGACAAUGUUCAGCCAGCCACUCAACAACCUUUAGCAUAUCAAAUUAAUGCCCUACAGCAGGAUAAUACCAUACAGAAAUAUAAAGUUGACGAUUCAGUCAGCAAAAGAUUUGACUUCAUGCUCAAUAAGAAGAAAGACCCGCAACAGGAUCAACAACAGGGGAAAGCUCAGACAGUCGUUAAGAAGACAACGGCAGCAAAAGCACGAAGGUUCAAUACUAUGGCGGCAAUUCCAGUGCCGCCUGCUGAGUCUAAGCCAAAGAUCAUAUCAAAGAAAUCACAACGCUCAGAAUCGAUCUGCGAAGAAAACCUAGCACCGAUUACCGAAGAGAACUUUGUUCUUCAGGAUUUGCUCGAAGGUAUGUCUAAUAAGAGGCAAAGCCAGGGAUACACUGAGGAUAACAAGGAAAAUCAACCUCAAAUGAACGAUGAGUUCGAUCUAGACCUGUUGUCAUUCCCGGAGAUUAAUGCCAAGAGUGAUUUGGAGUGGUUCGGUGACUUCAGUCCUUUUCAUUCACCUUCAUUGAUCCAAAAUCUUUUAGCUGAGCACGCCAAGAAACCAUCUACUACAACCCCCAAAGAUGCGAAUACUUGUAAUACUAUUUCCAUUGAUAACGCUGAAGAGGAAGAUCAACAAAUGCAAGAAGAGCAGGGGAAAUCGACAAGUGAUAUUGAUAGAACAUCACCAAUAGAUACUUUGUCGAUGCCAUUGAUGGAAUUGAACGACCGCUCGAAUACGCGUAUGGUUUCCUGUCAAGAACAACUGCGAAGACUACCAAUACUUGGAAAGGGAGAGACCACUGGUAAAGGCAGCCCAGAGAAAGAUGUGGUUGACAAUGCACAACCAGAAGAUGAAGUGACAUCGAUAGUCAUGCAGCUUUCCUCAUCGUGCCAGGAUCUACGAGUUCCAGAGAAGGACACAGUUUCCAAGGUAUCAAACUCAUCGCAAGCCUCGACGCCAGCAUUAACCCGAUGCUAUGAAUACCAGGAUGGUGAGGAAGAUGAAUUAAGUGAGGGAACCAAGAGACAAAGGACCAUGCCUUCUUCGCCCACUCAUAUGUUCAACUACGAAGAUGACCUUUCAAGCGCAGGCGAAACCAAUGAUCUUUUUUCCUCCUUCAUCCAAACAAGAACAGCUGCGAACAACAACGCAGAUUCAACACCAGCCACUCAAUACGGAAAUCAGUCAAGCGAUCACUCUAAGUGA